CAAAUGCGUCCCAUGCAAGCCAUAUAUAUAUUGCCCCGCAGAUGUUCAGAACGGCCUCAGACCUUCAGUGGAUCUAAGAGUCCUAUCCUCACAAUCGAACAGCCUCGCGCACUAUGUCCAGAAUCUGGUUCCCCGCCCCAGAGCCCCCGACCAAGCUCGGCCGCUAUCGCCAGCUCUCGCCGCUCGCCGGCGUGCGUGUCUCCCCCAUCUGCUUCGGGGCGAUGAGCAUCGGGGACAAGUGGGAGAAAUACGGCAUGGGCGCGAUGAAUAAAGAGUCGAGUUUCGCGCUCCUCGAUGCGUUCUACGAGGCCGGGGGCAACUUCAUCGAUACCGCGAACGCCUAUCAGGACGAGUCCUCUGAGGAGUUUAUUGGAGAGUGGAUGGAGAAGCGCGGCAUCCGGGACCAGAUGGUCAUCGCGACCAAGUACACGACUAAUUUCAAGAGGAGCGCGGAGGACAUCAAGCAAAAGGUGCACUACACGGGCAACAACCUCAAGGCGAUGCACAUCUCCGUCGAGGCGUCGCUGAAGAAGUUGCGCACUGACUACAUCGACAUCCUCUACGUCCACUGGUGGGACUGGGACACCUCCGUGGAAGAGGUUAUGAACGGCCUCCACAACCUCGUGACGUCAGGGAAGGUUUUGUACUUGGGUAUCUCGGACACCCCAGCGUGGAUCGUGUCGAAGGCGAACCUGUAUGCACGACUCAUGGGCAAGACUCCGUUCGUCAUCUAUCAGGGCGCGUGGAGCAUCCUCCAGCGCGACUUCGAGCGCGACAUCAUCCCCAUGGCCCGUGCUGAAGGGCUUGCCCUGGCGCCCUGGAACGUCCUCGCGGCAGGCAGGAUCCGCACGGACGAAGAGGAAGAGCGCCGCCGCCAGACGGGCGAGCUCGGGCGCACAAUCUUCCGCCCCGGAUGGGAGCGCACGGAGAGCGAGCGCACUCUGUGCAAGGCACUCGAGGAGGUGCAGAAGCAGGUGGGCGCGAAGAGCAUCCAGGCGGUCGCGAUCGCGUACGUGAUGCAGAAGACUCCCUAUGUGUUCCCGAUCAUCGGGUGCAGAAAGACGGAGCAGCUGCAGGCGAACAUCGAGGCGCUGGACGUGAAGCUCACCGAGGAGCACAUCAAGUUCUUGGAGGGCGUGCUGCCGUUCGACGCGGGGUUCCCCAGCACGAUGGUGGGCGACGGCACGGAGUAUAUCCUGAUGACGCGUUCGGCGGGCAACUUCGACAAGUGGCCGAGGGCUCAGGCUAUCCGUCCCUGAGAGAAGCUGAUGAUUCGCAGAGCGGGUUGAGUGUGUUCCUGCCGCAGUCGAGUGGACAUACUAUGUUAUCACGGAGACCAGUUCCAAAUAUUCGUCGGUUGCAAAAUGUGAGAGAGCAAGCUGUCCUUUCUCGGGAGGUCGUCAGACAGAAUACUCCGUGUCAUAACCUCCGUGUAUGUACUACAUACUGGCCACAAGAGUCGUAUUGGCUCCGACGUCGUCAAUUUGAAUCC
Molecule: messenger RNA, 1492 nt
Organism: Dichomitus squalens LYAD-421 SS1
Lineage: Eukaryota; Fungi; Basidiomycota; Agaricomycetes; Polyporales; Polyporaceae
Product: Aldo/keto reductase
Exons: 6
Coding region: 114-1259 (381 amino acids)
Source: RefSeq, a predicted model, not a curated record